ACGGUGCCUUCAGACUUGCCGCGUUACAAAAGCCCGCUCGCCGCACACCUGCUGUGCCUUCACGCCCCAUCAAACACGCCACGAACCACCUCUAUUCGAUUCAACUGCGCAAGUCGCUCACCAUGACUCCAUUGCGCGAAGCGUCAGCCAUGUCGGACCUCUCUCACGCGUAUAAGCGCAAUCUGCACGAGUACAGCUAUCGUCUGCCCACGCCUCCCCGCAUCGUCGUUCCCCCGCCUACCCUCACGAUCGAUAUGCCCGAUCUGACCGUUAGGAGCGGCGUCGGUACCGAAGGAGUUGAUAUGAGCUUUUUGGAGGAGCUGGAUCUGGAGAACAUCGUGCAGACCAACACACUGGUGGAGUGGGCGUACGAGCGUCGAAGACAGGCGCAAUUGAUCCUCCCAUGGCUGUACCUGGGGCCAAUGAUGGCAGCAAGAGAUAAGGCAUUCCUUGAGCGCGAGGGAAUCACGAUGGUCUUGGCCAUUCGAUCCCAAACAAACAGCAUGAUGGGCGCCGUGCAGGCGGCUACGGAAGUAUGCUGGGAAGUGGCUACAGUCGAGGCAGCUAGUAUCCAUGAACUUAUCGGGCGGUUUACAGAGACGACUAGAUUGAUCAACACACACGUCGCGCGAGUCCGACAACACACUCUAGAGAAGAACGGCCACCCUACGCUCGGCAAGGUUCUGGUCUUCUGCGAGUCCGGGAAUGAGAAGUCCGCUGCCGUCGUAGCAGCCUAUCUCAUGCAAACACUGGGCAAUUUCGAUCACGUCAAGGCGAUGCAGGUCUGUCAAGCGCAACGUUUCUGCGUCAACUUCGACGACACUAUCAAGAACAUCCUGCACUCACACUGGGAUAUCAUACAUGCACGGCGCUUAGUCGCAAGCUGUGAUACGCAGUCUCCGCAACAGACUGGCGCCAUGGGCGCCAAUGGCCAAAACGGCACACAUCUCCAGCCUGUUCACGCACCGAAGCAGAAGAGAUCUAUCGCACAAACACGCGAUGAUGAGGAUAUGGAAAUGGACGAUGGCAUGGAUGAAUCGGAUGCACUCCGGUUCACAGGGCGCGACGUGACUCCCUUCCAUGACUCUUAGGUGAUGCGUUUUGGGUUGUCUUACGGCAUUUGCCUUUUGCGUCAUAUCAUUUCAAGGCGUUUUCAACUCACAUUAUACCCCACAUGGCUCAUGGCGUUCUUUGGCGAGGCAUUUUUAAGCCUGGUGUUAGGAAUGGCAAGUGUUGGAACCUGUCUCUUCGCGGGCGGGUAUCUUGGGGGCACCUGCUCUCCCGUAUACCUUCCUUCGGCAGGCGCAAGCAUCCCUACAAUAGCACGGGCACAAGACGCAAUGAACCUUGGA
This is a messenger RNA of Cucurbitaria berberidis CBS 394.84, 1352 nucleotides long. RefSeq names its product phosphatases II. The coding region runs from base 123 to 1091 and encodes 322 amino acids. The record is from RefSeq and is a predicted model, not a curated record. Gene Ontology annotation, cellular component: cytoplasm; nucleoplasm. Gene Ontology annotation, molecular function: F-box domain binding. Gene Ontology annotation, biological process: regulation of ERK1 and ERK2 cascade; negative regulation of SCF-dependent proteasomal ubiquitin-dependent catabolic process; negative regulation of protein binding. The transcript is spliced from 2 exons. NCBI's taxonomy places the organism in Eukaryota, Fungi, Ascomycota, Dothideomycetes, Pleosporales, Cucurbitariaceae.